Molecule: messenger RNA, 2264 nt
Organism: Cladocopium goreaui
Lineage: Eukaryota; Dinophyceae; Suessiales; Symbiodiniaceae
Source: the annotation of a GenBank genome assembly
AUGGCUGCGUCGAAGCUGUGGACGUUCCUCGCAGAGCUUCGCGCGGCGGGAAGCCAACGCAGCCUGAGUUUGCUGCGACAGGCGGGCGACUGGGCAGCCUCGGGCGCGCAGGUCGCACAAUGGCUUGAGGAGGACUGGCCAGAGGCGAUCGCAUGGAUCGUGGUGGCUGCAGGCCCGUUCUACUUGUUGCGCUUGGUUGUAAGGAGGCCGCGGCUUUGCGCAGCCAUGGUCUCCUUGUGGUCCAGCUGGUUGGCGCUGCAGGUUCUAACCAAAGGCCGCGUUGUGGUGGAACAGACGCAUCAGCGGGGCCUCACUGCCAUGCAGGCCACACGUGAGGUGGUGCAGAAAUCCGUGGUGGCGGUGGAGGCGUGGAUUGUGGUCUUCCUGCCCUUUGUCUCUGACAUGUGGAGGAAGAGCCGAGCGAUUUGGCACGUGCUGAGUUUUCGGACCAAAGUGGUCCUAGUUGCUGGACCUGUGGGCCUCUAUUUGUUGGGCCUAGCAGUGAAGAGGCUGCUGGAUGCCUUUCAUCGUCGCCGCAGCGCCAUGAAGCGCAUCAUGCUGGCAGUGUUGUUCCAUGGGUCCUUCUUGCUGGCAUGCCCUGUUCUCUGGUACUUCUCAGGUUUCCUGUCCCCCAACUGGCAACACCUCUGCUUGAGGAAUUUCUUGACCACUGUGCCCACGUUGGGCAGUUUGUAUGCCCUGGGAUGGCGUCCAGCGCCCAAGUUCGCCGAACUGCUGGCCUUGGAGGCGCCGGCGCAGCACUUGGCCCUGCCUUCACGCAACGGCGCUCAGGCAAGCCCCGGACGCCGGCGUGCUUCUGCCAGCGGCCGGUCCGGCCGGCCGGCGGCUUCCGAAGAACCCAUGGAGUUUCAGGCCUCCGCCAGCACGCAGAGGUUUUGGUUAUCCUAUUGGGCGGCUUGGCCUUUGUUGGUGUCCGCGGAGCAAGGCUUGCCCUACCUUUUGGAGCUGCUAGACGUUCCAGAGGUAGAUGUGGCCCAGGCCCAUCUUCGCCGUGGUUUGCUGAUCUUCGUGAUUUGGCUACAGCUUUGGCAGGGCAGCCGUUUGCAACUGGCCCUUCUGCGUCAUGUUUUGGGCCGAAUGCCUGACACAUGGCCCAGCAUGGGAAAUCUGCCAGUGAUGCACUACCUGCAGGUUCUACGAAGUGGCGUGACCACUCCAUCCUUCAACCUCCUUUCGAUGCUUCAAGCCAUGUUCCAACAGCGCUGGCGCUUGCUGGCCGCGGGCGUGGCCGGAGCGAUUCUACUGGCAUUGAUGGUUAUUGCCUUCUACACCGCAGUGUCCUUUGCCAAUCGUGUCUUAGUGAUGCUGCUCUGGGUCUUCGCUGCCUGCGACUCUGCCGAUACCUUGGCGCAUGGCCACGAGAGCAUGCUGGCCAGGAAGUUGGCGUUUUGGUCCGUGGCCAUGCUUUGGACCUGGCUCUCUCAGCUGCCGGUGGUGGGAACCGUUCUAAGGUUGUUCACGCCUAUCGUUUUCGCCCUGCUGAUGGCUGCGGGGGAAACCAUUCUCAAGCGGGUGGUACAGCCCGGCUUGGACUUGGCCAUGAAACCUCUGCUGCGCGUGUUGUGUGGCCCUCGGCUGUACCUGGCUCGGCGCAUGAAACGAGCUGCACGGGUGGUGUGUUCCCCAUUGCGCUUGGCGAGGCAAGCAGAUGUGGCCGAGGAAUCAGCUGCCGAGACGUCAGCGGUGCCUCCCGCUGCCUCCCUGGCACUGCCCGAAGCCGCCUCUGCCUCUACCGCCGCCUCCAGUAGCGCCGCGGCAGAGGCGCCUCCCGCUGCCUCCCUGGCACUGCCCGAAGCCGCCUCUGCCUCUACCGCCGCCUCCAGUAGCGCCGCGGCAGAGGCGCCCGGGGAGACCCUGGUGGCCGCGCGGUCUCCCGCUGAGAGCCGCCGCAGCAGCACCGCCAGCGUGAACGGCGCCAGUGCUUCUGGCAUGGCGGCGUCGCCGGAGACGAAGACGCCCAACUUGAGACAUCGGAAGAAGGGGAAGAAUAAGCGAUGAAACGAUGAAACUUGGAGAUAGUAGGGGAUAGUGUUGAGGAUAGUUGAACAAUUCAGAGACUGGUUGAUGGUGAAGCUGGAACAUGUUCCAGCUUACCCAGUGGGAUUCACAUUUAAAUUUGAGUGUUGUGAAGACAUAUUGAGAGCACCAAAGAGAAAGGACCCGAGAUAGAAGCCAGAACCUGAGACGCGGGCCAAAGAGAGCCAGGUGUUUGGAGACCUGUGACACUUAUGGCCUUGACAAAA